CUCUCCCUCCUCCCUCCUCACGGCAAAACCCCAAAACCAUCACCGCAUUCCUCCGCGCUCAUCUUCCCUCCGCCGCCGUCUGGUCCUCGAGCCGAACCGCUCAUCCCGCAAUGGGUCCCGGGCUCUACUCCGACAUUGGCAAGAAGGCCAGGGAUCUCCUCUACAGGGAUUUCCAGACGGACCAGAAGUUUACCCUGACCACCUACGCCGCGAAUGGAGCCGCGAUAACAGCUGCAAGCACAAAGAAAAAUGAGGCUAUCUUUAGUGAGAUCCAGACCCAACUGAAGCAGAAGAAUUUCACAUUGGAUGUGAAAGCAACUUCAGAGUCUCUGCUGUUAGCUACAAUCACAACUGAGGAUCUUGGUGUACCAGGCUUGAAAAAGAUUGUAACCAUUCCUUUUCCAUAUCAAACAGCUGGAAAGGCUGAAGUCCAGUACUUGCAUGAUUAUGCUGGUAUCAGUGCCAGUGUUGGCUUGAACUCAAAACCUUUGGUUAACCUUUCUGGUGUGUUUGGCAACAAAGCUAUUGCUGUUGGUGCUGAUGUUGCAUAUGAUACAGCUACUGGGAAUUUCACCAAGUACAAUGCUGGAGUGAGUCUGACCAAUGCAGAUCUCAUUGCUGCUGUGACCUUGAACAACAAAUGUGACAGCCUCACUGCGUCCUACUACCACUUGGUGAACACGGAGAACAACACAGCUGUUGGAGUGGAGCUGACCCACAGCUUCUCAAGCAAUAAGAACACCAUCACCUUCGGGACGCAGCAUACCCUGGACCCUCAAACCACUGUGAAGGCACGCUACAACAACCAUGGCAUGGCCAGCGCUCUCAUCCAGCACGAGUGGAGGCCCAAGUCACUCUUCACCCUCUCCACUGAGGUCGACACCAAUGCGUUCGAGAAGAGCUCCAAGGUCGGGCUGUCGCUGGUUCUUAAGCCCUGAUGAUGAUGCCGAUCCCUUUUUGGUUCUAGGAUGGUAGAUUUCCUUAUCAGCACCUGAGGUCGAGUGAAAUAAUUCUGGGACAUCUCUCUAGCUCAACUUUGGUAUCAUGGCAUCUUGAUUCUGCAGACUUGCUCUUCGAUAGUGUCAUCCUGAGUGUUAGUAGUCGCCCCUAGCUUGUUUUAGAUGUUGAAACUGAAUCAGUGAACGAGAUUGUCAGUGAUCCAGUUUAUCGGUCUAUGCAUGCGUUUGUUCUAAUCUCGCGCUGCCAUCUUGUCUAAAUAAUUGUCCCGUCUUCAGCGUAACCCUUUCAAUGUUUUUGGUUUCAAUAUCCUAUUAUCCGCAAAAGCUCAUCAGAAUUGUUUCUGCCUACAAAAGAA
Molecule: messenger RNA, 1315 nt
Organism: Phragmites australis (common reed)
Lineage: Eukaryota; Viridiplantae; Streptophyta; Magnoliopsida; Poales; Poaceae
Product: mitochondrial outer membrane protein porin 4-like
Exons: 6
Coding region: 111-938 (275 amino acids)
Biological process (GO): monoatomic anion transmembrane transport
Cellular component (GO): mitochondrial outer membrane
Molecular function (GO): voltage-gated monoatomic anion channel activity
Source: RefSeq, a predicted model, not a curated record